UAUGUAGUGCAUGAGGAUGACAUAUUAGAAAUCAGAUACGUAAGAUAAUUAAAGAUAGAUUAAUUUCUAAUCAAUCCCUCUCUUCCCUUGAAUUCGUUCUAGUUUAAAAUAUCCCUACAUUCUCGCAUCUCUAUUAUCAACAAUAAUACAAUUGUUUAUUAUUCCUAAUCACAACUUGUAUUUCAUUAAAAAAAAAAAAAAAAAAAAAAAGAUCACAACUUGUAUUUUUCUUAAUUAAAUUAAUUUCAAAUCCGUCUUCUUCCUCUUAAUUCUUUCUAUAUAUAUCUCGUACUUUUAAUACUAUCUUCACCACCCCAAUUCUUCUGCUUUCUACUUUAUUAUGGGUUCUAAUGUCAAAUUUGAAGAGGAGUUUAUAGUAAAUAAUAGCGGUUUGAAGCUAUAUACAUGUCGAUGGUUGCCACAAAAUGAGGAUCCUAAAGCUCUUGUUUUCUUAUGCCAUGGUUAUGCCAUGGAAAGUAGUAUUUCCAUGCAAGGGCCGGCGACGCGUCUCGUAAAGGCUGGUUACGGUGUUUAUGGGAUUGAUUUUGUUGGACAUGGAAAAUCUGGAGGGCUUCAAGGUUAUGUUCCAAGCUUUGAAAAUCUUGUUCAAGAUUGCUCAGAUCAUUUCACCAAAGUUUGUGAAAGAAAAGAGAAUAAAAGUAAAAUAAGGUUUUUGAUGGGCGAAUCAAUGGGAGGAGCAGUUGUGUUGUGUUUGCACAGAAAAAUGCCAGACUUUUGGGAUGGCGCCAUUUUAGUCGCACCCAUGUGUAAGAUUGCUGACCAUAUAAAACCAAGUCCAUUUGUGAUCAGCUGUUUGACAAAACUUUCAUACAUUGUGCCCACUUGGAAACUUAUUCCUGGCAAUGAUGUCAUUGAAGCUGCAGUUAGAGAUCCUGAGAGAAAAAAAGAGGUGAGGUCAAAUCCAUAUUGGUACACUGGAAGGCCACGCUUGAGAACAGCUGAACAGCUCUUUUCUGUUUCCAUGGAUCUCGAGAAACGAUUAAACGAGGUAACAUUACCCUUCAUAGUUCUUCAUGGAGGAGAUGACAAAGUGACGGACCCAGAAAUAAGCAAGAUUCUACACGAGUCGGCCAUGAGCUUCGACAAAACCUUCAAGCUGUAUCCGGGAAUGUGGCAUGCUUUAACCUAUGGUGAAUUCCCUGAAAACAUCAACACCGUCUUUAACGACAUCAUAGGUUGGUUGAGUGAGAGAUCUGGGGGACCGAACUCGAGGUUAGAGAAUGCAAGCAAGGUUAAGGAAGACAGAGAGACUAAUGUUACAUACCAUGAGAAACCUACGACCUCAAGUUGAUCGUCUGUUUUGUAUUUCAGAGAUCCAUAAUUAAGUUGGUGUAUAGCUAUGUCUUGUUACUCUUGUACAUACUGAUUAUCAUUUUUUUUAAUGUAUAAUUGCGUUUAUUUGUUCCAAGAGUAAAUUAGUAAAGAACUUCUAUCUUAUUGUCUAACUAGUUUUGUGCCCGGGCGAUGCUCAGAUUGUUGAUAAAGUUUCAAUAUAAACUUUUUUUUGCUUGAAUCACAUACAAUCCCUUUAGGUAAUGUAGGAUAUUUAGACGUACGGUGUCAUAUCGCUUAUUUAAUUAAAUAGUAGUGUACUUUUUGUAA
Molecule: messenger RNA, 1623 nt
Organism: Chenopodium quinoa (quinoa)
Lineage: Eukaryota; Viridiplantae; Streptophyta; Magnoliopsida; Caryophyllales; Amaranthaceae
Product: caffeoylshikimate esterase-like
Exons: 7
Coding region: 341-1312 (323 amino acids)
Cellular component (GO): membrane
Molecular function (GO): lipase activity
Source: RefSeq, a predicted model, not a curated record